AUGGUGGACCCUCUAGGGUUGAUCGGCGUGGUCGGGGUCGCAAUCCAGAUCAUCCAGCUGGCCGCGCAGCUGGGCCUCGACUGGAAGCAUGCGCCCGCUGACGCCAGCAGCUUCAUGCUCGAGCUGCAGAGCCUGAAGACCGUCUUGUCCGAGACCAACAUGAACGGGCGCCACUCGGCGCUCCUUUCCCAGCUCGACCCCCUCCACGACACGGACACAAAGGCUAUGGUGUCCGCCUGCAAGUGCGAGCUGGAGAGCCUGCUUGAGGAUCUAAAGAAGCGGGCGCAGGGCCACAGCCUCGGGUGGGAGCGGCUGAAGGGCGCUUUCCAAGCCGAAGCGCGCCGCGUGCUCGACUGGCUCACCCCGGCCGACUACGGCCCGCACCACAGCGAUAUUUUCCGGCGCCGCCAGCCCGGGACUGGGCUGUGGUUGUUGGAGUCGGACAAGUUCCAGACUUGGGUGGACGGCGAGAAGCAGAUGCUGUUCUGUCCGGGCGUCCCUGGGGCUGGGAAGACGAUGCUUGCAUCCAUCGUAAUCGACCACCUCCAAAGCCGGUUCCACGACCGGCCCGGCGCUGGCAUCGCUUUUGUCUACUGCAACUUCCGCCGUCAGGACGAGCAGACGGCCGAGCACCUCAUUGCGAGUCUGCUGAAGCAGUUGGCCUGUAGGCUUUCCUCCCUCCCAGGGGCCGUGAAGGCACUCUACGACCGGCACGCUGCCCGUGGGCUACGUCCCUCGCUGGGUGCCCUCGCCGAGGCUCUGCGAUGCGUGGCCGCAAUGUAUGAGGAGAAGGUUUUCAUUGUUGUCGAUGCUCUUGACGAGUGCAAGGCCACCGACGGUACUCGGGAAAACCUCAUGAGGAUGUUGCUCAGUCUUCAGUCCGCGGAUUCACUGAAGGUCAAUUUACUGACGACCUCGAGGUCGAUCUCGGACGUUGAGCGGCAACACGCCAGCGUCCCUCGCCUCGAGGUCCGGGCGACGAAGGGUGACAUCCAGCAGUACGUUCAAGGGCACAUGAGUGAACUCAAGCCGUUCGUUGCGCGGCGCCAGGACCUUCAGAAGGAGAUUGUUACUGGCAUCUCGGAUGCGGUUGACGGCAUCUUCCUACUUGCCAUCCUGUUCUUCCAGUCAUUCAGGGACAAGACCUCGCCCAAAGCCAUCAAGAACUCCCUGGAAAAAUUGCGUAAGCAAAGCAUUACAUCCGAUGACAAUCAGAAACUUGCGGUCCUGAGAGCCGCGUAUGAUGAAGCAAUGGCGAGAAUCAAUGGGCAGAUGCCCGGCGAUCGCGACCUCGCCCUGAAGGUCCUCUCAUGGAUCACCUGCGCCAGGUGGCCGCUGCGAGCGCUGGAACUUCGUCACGCUCUUGCCGUGGAGCUCGGAGAGGAAGAACUUGACGAGGAGAACCUGCCGGAAACCGAGGACAUGGUCUCGGUCUGUGCUGGGCUUGUCACCAUCGACCACGAGAGCGGCAUCAUCCGGCUGGUUCACUACACCACGCAGGAGUACUUCAAUCAAACGCGCUCCCAAUGGUUUCCGGAUGCCGAGUCCGACAUUACCAAGACCUGCGCUACUUAUCUGUCGUUCACAACCUUUGGGAGCGGCCCUUGCCGGACGGACAACGGGUUUCACGAUCGCGUUCGGUUCAAUCCCCUCUACGCCUACGCGACCCACAACUGGGCAUACCAUGCCCAUAACGCGCAGGAGGACUGCAAGGAGGUCAUCGAUUUCUUGCGCAUGGACGCGCAAGUCCAGGCAGCGUACCAAGCACUCCUGUGUUACGGGCUGUCCUCCCGUGUUCCAGGAAACGAAGGCAUCAAAUGGAGCGCAGCCAUUUUGGCACCGCCGGAAGCAUUCGCGGGGCUGCACCUGGCGGCAUAUUCCGGGCUGGACAAAGCUCUCGGCAAGCUACUAUUAUUCGAAAGCAUGGACCCCGACCGAUCAGACGGCCUGGGUCGCACGCCGCUCAGUUAUGCGGCCUGGCAGGGGCACACCGCUGACCGGAAGGGUCGCACACCGCUCAUGCAUGCGGCUAAGAAAGGGCACGUAACUACAGUGAAGGCUCUCCUAACCAUAAGCAGAGUCGAUAUUGACGCGAAAGAGCUACGGGGCCGCACGGCUUUGAGCAGAGCGGCCGCGCGAGGACACACGGGCGUGGUGGAGUUGCUUUUGGAUACCGGUCAAGUGGAUGUGAAUGCGGCCGGAACUUUCAAAUAUGACGACCACGAGGAAGCCUUAACCCCAUACAUGGUUGCGGUCAAGAAUGGGCACACGGCCACUGCGGAAGUCCUCUUCAAACAUGGCGGACGGGCAAUUGAAGGAGGAACAGGAGAGAUGGUCGACUGCGAGAUCCCCAGCUACAGCCAGGAAUGA
Molecule: messenger RNA, 2370 nt
Organism: Thermothielavioides terrestris NRRL 8126
Lineage: Eukaryota; Fungi; Ascomycota; Sordariomycetes; Sordariales; Chaetomiaceae
Exons: 6
Coding region: 1-2370 (789 amino acids)
Molecular function (GO): protein binding
Source: RefSeq, a predicted model, not a curated record